AUGGAAAGCACGACGGAGCCGAUUGCGAUCGUGGGCAUGGCGUGCCGCCUGCCGGGGGCAGUCACGAGCCCGGCAUCGCUGUGGCAGUUACUGCGCGACGGCAGGUGCGCCCAGGGCCACGCCCCUCCUUCCCGAUUCAGCACCCAAGGCUGGACACGCAGCGACAACCACGCGCGCGCUGGCUACUUCCUCAACGACGACAUCCGCGCCUUCGACCAUGACUUCUUCGGCAUCCUGGCCGCUGAGGCUGCCUACAUGGACCCCCAGCAGCGCCUGCUGCUGGAGGUCGUGUACGAGUGCUUCGAGAGCGCUGGUGUCCGCCUCGAUCAGGUGUCGGGCUCCGACACGGGAUGCUAUGUUGGCAACUUCACCUACGACUACCCCGUGAUGCAGAGCAAGGAUGCUGAGUUUCUGCAUCGCUACAGUGCCACGGGCAUGGGUGCCACCAUCUUAAGCAACCGCAUCAGCCACACCUUCAACAUGACGGGGCCAAGGUGGGAGAGCACCCCUGUUGCUGCGCCGAUCGCGCCUCGCUGA
Messenger RNA from Rasamsonia emersonii CBS 393.64, 537 nucleotides. RefSeq lists its product as uncharacterized. The record is from RefSeq and is a predicted model, not a curated record. Gene Ontology annotation, biological process: fatty acid biosynthetic process; secondary metabolite biosynthetic process. Lineage: Eukaryota; Fungi; Ascomycota; Eurotiomycetes; Eurotiales; Trichocomaceae. The transcript has 2 exons. Gene Ontology annotation, molecular function: fatty acid synthase activity. The coding region runs from base 1 to 537 and encodes 178 amino acids.